Melanotaenia boesemani (Boeseman's rainbowfish) is the source of this 4660-nucleotide messenger RNA. It is a transcript of the gene epha2b, whose product is annotated as eph receptor A2 b. Gene Ontology annotation, molecular function: protein binding; ATP binding; transmembrane-ephrin receptor activity. Gene Ontology annotation, cellular component: neuron projection; plasma membrane. The record is from RefSeq and is a predicted model, not a curated record. The transcript has 17 exons. Lineage: Eukaryota; Metazoa; Chordata; Actinopteri; Atheriniformes; Melanotaeniidae. The coding region runs from base 49 to 3033 and encodes 994 amino acids. Gene Ontology annotation, biological process: axon guidance; cell surface receptor protein tyrosine kinase signaling pathway; protein phosphorylation.
UCCAGCCAAACCCAGGAGCGGAGAGAGAGGAAGGAAAAGUUUUCCCAAAUGGAUUUCUUUGGUGGAAUUAGACUUUUAUUAUUUUCAUAUGUGCUCAUUAACGGAAUAUUCAUUACCUUACAAUCUAAAGAAGAGGUGCUUUUGGAUAUGAGGGCAACAGGAGGAGAACUGGGCUGGUUGACAUGGCAUGUAGAGCAGGGAGAAAAAUCAGGGUGGGAGGUUGUCCAGAGAGCUCUGAACGGCUCUCAGUUCUACACCUACUCCGUCUGCAAUGUUGGAGAACGUGAACAGGACAACUGGCUGCGCACCACCUUUAUCCAGCGGCAUCCUUUGGCCUCACGAGUUUUUGUGGAACUGCAGUUUAUCGUACGAGACUGCAGCUCAUUUGAUGGAGCCUCAUUGACCUGCAAGGAAACCUUUAACCUUUUCACGUCCGAGUCAGAUGCAGAUGUUGGCACGACCUUCCGCAAGGGCCAGUUUAAAAAAGUGGCCACCAUAGCUCCAGAUGAGAUCACCAGGAAAAAUGAAAUGCGCAUCAACACAGAGACACGAGUAGUGGAAAACCUUUCUAGAAAAGGUUUCUACUUGGCCUUCCAAGACAUUGGAGCAUGUGUUGCUCUUCUGUCUGUCAGGGUGUACUAUAAAACUUGCCCCACCACAGUAAAAAGCCUCGCGCAGUUCUCUGAGACUGUAGCUGGCGGCGAGAACCAGGCGCUCCAUGAGGUGAUUGGGCAAUGCGUGGAAAACGCCACCAGUCAGGAUGUGCCACGCAUCUACUGCACCAUGGAUGGGGAGUGGGUGGUACCAGUGGGACAGUGCCAGUGCAAACCUGGCUUUGAGGAGGCUGAAGACUCCUGCCAAGAAUGUAAGCCUGGCUUCUUCAGAGGUGAAGCAUCCAGUGGCAAGUGUGAGCUGUGUCCUGCCAAUAGUUGGGGUCUGGAAUCUGGGGCUUCUCAUUGUCCCUGCAUAGAUGGCUACUACCGGGCCUCUACAGAUCCUGACAGUGGACCCUGCUCGGGCCUCCCCUCUGCCCCUCAAGAUCUUGUGGCCAUCCCAAAUCAGCUCUCUGCAGGAAAACUUCACCUCACCUGGAGCCCCCCUGAAGACACCGGAGGCCGCAGUGACAUCACCUACAGCGUUGAAUGCCAGCGUUGCGAGGGCACCGUGUGCCAACCUUGUGGAGAGAAAAUCCGCUAUGAACCGGCCAGCACGGGUCUGAUUGACACCAAGGUGUCAGUGAGUGAGCUGGAUGCUCAUCUUAACUAUACCUUCAUCGUGGAGGCGCAUAAUGGUGUGUCAUCGUUUGCCAGUCAGGCAUUACCGCGGGCUCAAAGGCUGCCAUCCUCCAUCACUGUGACUACAUCUCUGCACUACACAGAUCCACCCAAAAUUACCACUAUGCGACUGGUUGAACGGACCUCCACCACCUUGUCCCUUUCCUGGGAUGUGUCCCCCCGGCCGCGGAUCCCAUCCCAGCCCAUCAGCUACAAACUCACCUACUGCACGGAUGAUAACCUGCUUACCUACGUUGUGCUCAAACUGGAGAAGAACUAUGUACAGAUCAACAAUCUGAGCCCAGGCACAACAUAUCUCUUCAACGUUCAGGCCCUCAGCAGUGACGGCAGCCUUGGAGGAUCCAGCAUGGAGGAGCAAUUUGAGACCUUGUCUGAUGGAUACCCUUCUAACAGUAAGAUUGCAGUUAUCUUGGCUGCGGCAGUUGGAGGAGCAACCGUGUUGCUCAUAGUGGCUAUAAUCCUUUUCCUGCGUAGACGAAGAAGAACCUCUCACACCAGGCAGGGACCAGAGGAUACUUACUUCUCAACCCCAGAGCAAUUAAAGCCGCUGAAGACUUACGUGGAUCCACAUACUUACGAGGACCCCAACAUAGCUGUCCUGAAGUUUGCCACUGAAAUCCACCCUAGCCACAUAACCAAACAGAAAGUCAUUGGAGCUGGGGAGUUUGGUGAGGUGUACCGAGGUAUUUUGAAAGCACCGGGAAGGAAAGAGGUGGCUGUAGCUAUCAAAACCCUGAAACCUGGCUACACAGAGAAACAGAGGCAAGAUUUUCUGAGUGAGGCCUCUAUUAUGGGCCAGUUCUCCCACCAAAACAUCAUUCGUCUAGAGGGGGUGGUCACCAAAUGUAAGGAUUUCUUUAAGCAUGCUAUGAUUGUGACUGAAUACAUGGAGAACGGAGCACUGGAUAGAUACCUGAGGGAUCACGAUGGUGAAUUCUCCUCCUUCCAGCUUGUGGGCAUGCUGCGUGGCAUCGCUGCAGGCAUGAAGUAUCUCUCUGACAUGAGCUAUGUCCACCGUGAUCUGGCCGCCCGCAAUAUCCUGGUCAACAACACCCUGGAAUGUAAAGUUUCUGACUUCGGCCUGUCCCGAGUGCUGGAGGACGAUCCGGAGGGAACGUACACCACUAGUGGAGGCAAGAUCCCCAUUCGCUGGACAGCUCCAGAGGCAAUAGCCUAUAGAAAGUUUACCUCAGCAAGUGACGUGUGGAGUUUUGGCAUUGUCAUGUGGGAAGUUAUGGCGUUUGGUGAAAGACCUUACUGGGACAUGAGUAACCACGAGGUGAUGAAGGCUAUCAAUGAGGCUUUUAGGCUCCCUGCACCUAUGGACUGCCCCUCAGCUGUCUACCAGCUGAUGCUGCAAUGCUGGCUUCAGGAUCGCUCCAAGAGGCCACGCUUUGGAGACAUUGUCAGCCUGCUGGACAAGCUGCUGCGCAGCCCAGACUCCUUGAAGGCCAUCGCAGAUUUCGACCCACGCGUAUCUAUCCGCCUGCCCAGCACCAGUGGCUCAGAUGGUUCUCCCUUCAGAUCGGUGUCCGAGUGGUUGGAGUCCAUCAAGAUGAACCAGUACAGCGACAACUUCAGCCGUGCUGGGAUCGUCACCAUGGACCAGGUCCUGCAGAUGAAGAAUGAGGACAUCAAGAACAUCGGGGUGAGACUGCCGGGCCAUUUGAAAAGAAUAGCCUACAGCAUCUUGGGUUUAAAGGACCAGACCAGCACCCUGAGUGUGUUUGCCGUGUGAUUCUUACAAUGAAGUGAAUUAAACAUCAGACACUGCAGCCUCUUUGAACUUGAGUUGGAGCAAUGCUGCAGGGAUGGCUUUGGAUCAACAGAACCAACAGAGCGGUGCCAUCCUUUGGAUUGAAUGAAUCAGACUGACUUAGUGUACUUUUGUGAUUUCUUCAUCUUUUCCACAGGGAAAUGGAGCAAAUACAAGACAAUAGAUGUAUCAAGUAGACUUUGUAUACCAAAAUAUCUAUUUUUUUAUUAUACAUGUCUUCUUUACAGAUACUAUUUAUUGCUCACGCUUUAAAUUUUUUGAUUCCUGAUUCAUAAAAAAAACAAUCAUUUUGCUUCAGCUUUACAAAAUAGCACCCAAAGUUGGCUGCAAACUAAUGGGAAGCACAGAAUGUGGGAGAGUUAGAGUCCAGUUAUGGCUCAGUUUGUGGUUUGAUGUCUCAUAAUCUCCCUUUAACUGGCACUUUGCUCCAUUUCCUGCCAGACCAGUGAGGACGGAGCAUCAAGAGGGUUAAAAUGAGCUUGAGCUCUUCCAGAGUUGGUGAUACAAGACCUGGUGUUGUUACCAGCCUCCAGCCGGCUCUGUGCAGAGAUUAAGCUAUGAUCUUAUGAGUGAUGUUCAUAUCAAAAGGAAGGGGACAUGUAUGAGGUACUCUGUGUACAGAUUCACUUUUCUUUAUUUUUGUUUCUGUUUUGUGUUUUGGCAGUCACCAAAAACAUUGUAGUUAAGAACUUUUGAUCAUGUAGCACUUGGAACAAGAAAUGCACCGCCAUUUUGUCUCAGAAUAACAAAAGAAAAAAAAGAGUGAUCAUACUCAAAAUACUCAGCUAAAUUAAACCGUGGAAAAACAGAAAUUGUGUAAAUGAAUUGAGUUGAUAUCUUAAUUAUGGUUUGGUUUGCAAUUUUUGUCUCAUUUUCUUCUUUUUUACUAAGCUUUACAAAUAUGCUGUUGGUUUGAGUAUCACGUUUUCCGGAUGUAGCUAAUAAAUUUGACAAUGGUGACUUUUGAACACAUUUUAAAGUGCCUCUUUGAGGAAGAUUAGCAAGCGUUCACCUCUGUCUCUUUAAACAAAGCGGCUCUUCUGUGAGGUGAGUUGCGUAAGACUUCCCUGGUGCUCUUAAUUGAUGACUGCAAAUCUAUGUGUUACUGAUGUACACUUUCCUUUACUUGAAUUUGUGCUGUAUUGUUAAAUAUGAUUCUGUUGUAGCCGAUAGAGCCAUCUUUGGAAAAGGGACAUUAUUUUGUAUUACUCUGGUUUAUUGGUUGCAGUUAUAUAUUUUGUAAAUUUUUGUAUUAUUUUCAAUAUUAAUCAAGUUGCCCAACUGGUAAUUUUCGGAAGUCUCACCACUUCCCGAAGCAGUGUCUCCUACUUUUGCUGCCUUUCCAAAUUCCUUUGCAAGUUCCUUCCUUUUCACCUAUUGUUUUAUAUUGUAUUUAAUAGUCUAUUUAUUUUUUACUUUUAUUUAUUUAUCCUGAUAAACACUGAGCAGGGUUUCUAAUUGGAGGUUGCUCGUUAAUUUUCAAUAAUAAUAAUAAUAAUAAAAAAAGAAACUCUAUAUUCCUCUUUUAUUCCUGAGCUGUUUAUACCUGAGACUGCAUUUGUGGAGCAAAAAUAAAGUCUUAAAUUGA